CUUUUGUCAUUGUGCCGCGGAAACAGACAGAAGGGGACACGGGCAGGACAGAAGCAUGACACAUCGGAGCAGUGAAGGCAGCUGAAAGCUUGACACGGGCACCCAGCAGAGGACAUGGGGGACAAAUCAGGGACCAGAGUCUUCAAGAAGUCCAGCCCCAACUGCAAGCUGACUGUUUAUCUGGGCAAGCGAGACUUCAUAGAUCACUUAGAUCAUGUCGAUCCAGUGGAUGGGGUGCUACUUGUGGACCCAGAGUAUCUCAAAGGUCGCAAAGUGUUUGUGAUGCUGACUUGUGUGUUCCGUUACGGCCGCGAGGACCUGGACGUCCUGGGACUCUCCUUCCGAAAGGAUCUGUACAUCAGCACCUUUCAGGCCUUCCCUCACCUGCAUGUGGAGGAGAGGAAACCUCUGAGCUACCUGCAGGAGAGGCUGCUAAAAAAACUGGGCCAACACGCGUACCCCUUUAACUUUUGUAUCCCCCAGAACCUGCCCUGCUCAGUCACUCUGCAGCCCGGCCCGGAGGACACAGGCAAGGCGUGCGGCGUGGACUACGAGCUUCAAGCUUUUUGCGCCAACACUGCAGACGAGAAGCCUCACCAAAGGAACUCAGUGCACUUGGUGAUCCGUAAGGUGCAGUACGCUCCAGAGAAGAAAGGCCCUCAGCCCAUGGUGGAGACUAGCCGCAGCUUCCUUAUGUCGGAGAGAGCUCUGCACCUGGAGGCCUCGCUGGACAAGGAGCUGUAUUACCAUGGUGAGCCUAUCAGCAUCAACGUCCACGUCUCCAACAACUCCACCAAGACAGUCAAGAAGGUCAAGAUCUCAGUUCGCCAGUAUGCUGACAUCUGUCUAUUCUCCACGGCCCAGUACAAGUGUCCCGUGGCCCAGCUAGAGGCUGAUGACCAGGUUUCUCCCAGCUCUACCUUCUGCCAGGUCUACACGCUGACCCCCUGCAUGGGCACCAAUAGAGAAAAGAGAGGCCUGGCCUUGGACGGAAAGCUCAAACAUGAAGACACCAACCUGGCCUCCAGCACCAUCGUCAAAGAGGGAUGCAACAAGGAGAUGAUUGGCAUCUUGGUGUCCUACAGGGUCAAAGUCAAACUGGUAGUGUCUCUUGGAGGGGACAUCGCAGUGGAGCUUCCUUUUGUCUUGAUGCAUCCCAAACCACCCGGCCAGCCCUGCCCACAGCCAGCGGCUGAUGCUCCUGUGGAUACAAACCUCAUAGAUUUUGAUAUGACCAGGUCUUCUUCUCAGGGUGAUGACUUUGUGUUCGAAGACUUUGCUCGCCUGCGUUUGACGGGGUCCAACGUAGACGGAGACCCCCUCUGUUAGAUGCUGCAACCAGAAGCCUAACACGACGAUCUUCAGUGCAGAUAUGUUGCUGUCUUUUAAAGAGUAGGGUAUUUUUUACAGGUUUUCUAAUGAAGAAAAGCUCAGUGGAUGCAUUAAACAUAUCAUUGCGAGUUUACUUCUUAAAUUCUAUUGAAAAUUCCACUACUUAGUUAAGCAUAUUCAACUUUCAGAUGAAAUUUCAGGGAGACCCUGAAAUGCACGAUACAGGUGAACUAAAUUUGUUGAAUGUUUCAGUGCUUUUAGUACAAUUUGCUGUUCUCUAACAAGGAGCUGAAUGGCAAAAUUCACAGCAUCUGUGAAUCCACCGAUGCAUUUUCACAGAAAAGCAUACAAUAUGCCUUCCUGUGGCUCUUCCAGUCUCUCUGAUGCAACGUGCUGAUGACACUCUAAGCUCAGUGGCCACUUCCCGAUGAGAACAUUGUUUGAAUCCUUGCGCUUUGGUGAGGUACUGUUGAUCAAUUGUUGGUUGUCAUCUUGGUCUCAACAUGUAAACAGCAUGAUAAAGAAGACUGAUUAAACGCAAAUUCAAAUUGAACCAGGACAUUUAUUGGUUGAUUCGUGGAUCACACACCUGUGUGAAUUUUGUCAUUCAGCUCCUUGUUGGAGAAGAAGCAAGUUGUGCAAAAAGUAGUGAAACAUUCAAUAGACAUGUGCGUUCAAACGUUUAGAGAAGAUCAAAUGAAGUCCACCUGUGAUGAUUAUACUGUAGUGCAUUUUAGGUUCAUCUUGAAUUAUGUUUGUCAGUAGUGUAUGUCAAUUUUAUUCUAUACUCUCAUCCUUGUCAUUCCACCAUCUCUGUACUUUUGUAACCUGAGUCCUGUGUGUUUUAAUUGUCAACACCCACACUGGUGAGGUCAUUUCAGAGACUUACUGGCCCACUUCAUUGAAGUCACUGACUAGCUCAGGUGUUCCUUAAAAGUUGCAAGAAUGCUGGCAUUACAUGGCCACUGUUUGUGCAGUAUUGUGACAAAUCAUACCUGAGAUAUUUCAUGUACUUCACAUUACUCAUGAAAAUAGAUCGUGUUAUUUUCUUGAAAUGGAUGUUGUAAUCAAAAGUUUGUACAAAUAAAUAUGAAGCACACAAAUGUGACCAAAGU
This is a messenger RNA of Dunckerocampus dactyliophorus (ringed pipefish), 2447 nucleotides long. RefSeq names its product arrestin, beta 2b (gene arrb2b). Gene Ontology annotation, molecular function: angiotensin receptor binding. Gene Ontology annotation, biological process: G protein-coupled receptor internalization; positive regulation of ERK1 and ERK2 cascade; signal transduction. The record is from RefSeq and is a predicted model, not a curated record. The coding region runs from base 115 to 1329 and encodes 404 amino acids. NCBI's taxonomy places the organism in Eukaryota, Metazoa, Chordata, Actinopteri, Syngnathiformes, Syngnathidae. The transcript is spliced from 14 exons. Gene Ontology annotation, cellular component: cytoplasm.